Melitaea cinxia (Glanville fritillary) is the source of this 2483-nucleotide messenger RNA. RefSeq lists its product as uncharacterized. Lineage: Eukaryota; Metazoa; Arthropoda; Insecta; Lepidoptera; Nymphalidae. Gene Ontology annotation, biological process: ubiquitin-dependent protein catabolic process via the multivesicular body sorting pathway. The coding region runs from base 302 to 1939 and encodes 545 amino acids. Gene Ontology annotation, cellular component: ESCRT I complex. Gene Ontology annotation, molecular function: ubiquitin binding. The transcript has 2 exons. The record is from RefSeq and is a predicted model, not a curated record.
CCUCUUGUAACUUUGGUUGAGUGUUCUGUAUUGACAUCGUAUGUCAAUAGAUUUUGUCAAAUCAGUCAUUAAAAAUAAUUAAACUGUUUAGUAAAUUGUGUGGUAAUAAUUUGUAAAAAAAUAUUUUUUUGUUACGAAAAUGAAGACUAUACUUUUGGAGUUAAUUUGAAAAUCUUCAAGGUAAAUAAGACAUCGAGAGUGAUGACGUCGAAGGAAGACUAUGUAACCUUAAAAGUGCAAAAAGUAUAUAGAAAAAAACGUUUUUAUUUUAUUCUGUUGUCGUUAGUUAUAGUGUUUUGAUAUGUCUCACUUCGGAGACUUUAUGGACGGUGUUCCCGUAAAAAUAUCAGAGAAGUAUAAAAGACCGCCACGAAUCGAAUUGCCUUAUAGUGUUACAGAGUGUACUCUGCGAGCGCAAAGUGUUGUUAACGUCGUCAAAUAUUGUUCCACAUUCGAACAUAAUGUACUUUCUAAACUUAAAGAACUCAAGAGUGCGAAAGAAACGAAAAAAAAUGAGAGACGCCAUCGUUUACAGUUGUUAGAAGAAGCAAAACAGAAAAAAUUAGAUGCUAUAGCUGCAGCUGAGGCCGAGGAGAAGUUGAAACAGCUAAGUGUUUCCGAGGUAUCAUACCCGAGUACUGACGAAAUAAGUGCCCUAUCUUCUGAUGAUAAACCAGAAAAGAGCUCUGAUAAUCCUCAACAAGACAGUAGUCCGGAUGUUGAAAGAACAAUUAAUACUGAUACAGAGUACCCACACACUUCCACACAGGAGUCCCAGCUAAACAUCCUCCAGCCAAUACAAGUGCAGUCCAAUUACCAACAAAGUAGCUUGCUUGACGACCCUGAUCCCUUACAAGAAUUCAAAAUGCAAACAAGAAUGCCAAAAUUACAACAAUACAGUCAGAACAUUGAUACUUUAACAUAUAAAGAUUUUGAAAAUGAUACAUCAAGCCCCUUUGAUAAUGUAGAACUGAAGACAAUAAAUGAUAUGGAAUUAUUAGCUCAGGUUUUGCAGAGUCAGAGGGACUCGAUGGUCAGCUGUCCAGCUCAGACGUUUAGUCAGGAUCAGGUUUAUCCGGGCUAUGCUAAUUGUGCCACUCAGGCUCAAAUGGAAGGUGUAACUUAUUUGCCAAACGCAUAUGUAGAGCAGCAGAUCCAGGGACCAAGUGUGAUAUACUCUUCCCCACAGCACUAUCCAGCAUCAAAUGGCUAUUAUGUGCAAUCGGAUUCUAUCUGUGAUAAUUUACCGGUGGAAAAUGUUUACAUGCCCAAUUACCAGUAUUACGUUCCUGCUCAGCCAUAUACAACACCUUAUUAUGGUACCCAAAUGCCGACAUGUUCAAGUGAACUGCCAGUUCCUAAUGGUUCGUCGUACAUACCUCAGCCCUACUACUACUCGUAUCCUCAAGGCCCCCUGCCGUAUGUUGCAACUCCAUUUAACGCCAAUUUAGUUCCUGAAAUCAAUAAUCAAGAAACCAAUCAGUCUGUGGGUUCACAGAACACAGUUAAGUCUCGAUCGAGAAGUGUACCUGAUAUUGUGAGAGAAUUGAAUGAAGAAUUAGCAUCAGCACGUCAAAGAGCAAAUGAGCAUUCCUAUACUCCAAGUCCUGCUCCAGUUAUUAUACCGAGAUCAUCAUCGAGCAGUGAUAAAAGAGAUGAUGAAAGGAGGAAAAGAAAAAUAGACAAGUUACCAAAUCCAUAUGAAAAAUUGUCACCAAAAAUGCAGACUAUAUGUAAAAAGAUCCACGGUAUGGGAUUUCCAAUUGACAGGGUUGCCAGGGUGUGUAGUAUUGUGGGUGAAAAUGAUAAAAAGGUGAUCGAAUGUCUUUUGAUUUUGGGAGAGUUAAUAGAUCUUGGAUUUCCUGAAGCAAGGGCAUCGGCAGCGUUAGUUAAACAUGAAUUUAACAAAGACAAGGCUUUGGACGAACUUGUUUCUUAACACAAGGAUAUAAAGUUUAUUUUGAAAGAAACAGAUCUACAGUGAAGUGUAAGAGUUAUAAAUAUAUGUUAAACGAGAUUAUGUAUAAAUAUGUAAUAUUCAGUAAAUAUGUACUUUAGAAAGAUAAAAAUUUCGGUUUCCUAUUAAUAAAUAUAAAAUCAUUCACAUUCAUUCAUUUGUAGGCCUUUAAAUAAUUUGUAAAUUUCUCGGGAAUUUCAUUUACUGUAAAUUUUCAAGAUAAAAGUAAGUAAAGUAGUUUUAUUCUAUCUUUGAACGGCAAAGAAAUUGUAAUAUUGUAAAAAUACAUGAUGUAUUUUAAAAUCGUUUAUAAUAAAACCAUUGAAGUGUUCUUAAACUAAACAUGGAUGGUAUUAAUUUAAAUUGUUGUAAAUUUUAGUAAUGGCAAUACUUAGGAGUGAAUUAUAGUAAGGUUGUUAGUGAUAUUCUAUUUCAAUAGAAUCUGUACAUAUCUUAGAAUGAAUAACAAUAUUUAAAUUGUUUUUCCAGUAAACAAAAAAGAAAAGCAAUAAAACUUUAGUAGUUU